GAACCCAAUUCAGUACUACAUUGAAUUCUUUGCAGUCAACAUCGAGUGGUGUGGAAUCUCCGAAUUAAAAAAUUCAAGAUGGAUCUUUAUUAUAUGCCCGCUUCAGCUCCUUGUCGUUCUGUUGAAAUGACAGCCAAAGCAGUUGGAGUGACACUUAACAAAAAACCUUUAAACUUGAUGGCAGGUGAACAUCUUACCCCAGAAUAUUUGAAGAUAAAUCCACAACACACAAUUCCAACUUUAGUUGAUAAUGGAUUUGCAAUCUGGGAGUCUCGUGCCAUUAUGGGUUACCUGGUUGAAAAAUAUGGCAAGGACGAUUCAUUAUAUCCAAAAGAUCCCCAAACACGUGCAGUAGUCAAUCAGCGCUUAUACUUUGAUAUGGGCACCUUAUACAAAAGCUUCUCUGACUAUUUCUAUCCGCAAUAUAGACUUAAACAACCAGCUGAUCCGGAGAAGUUCAAACAAAUGGAAGUAGCUUUAGGAUUCUUCGAUACGUUUUUGGAUGGACAAACGUAUGCUGCUGGUAAUAGCAUCACUAUUGCUGAUUUUGCAUUGGUAGCUACUGUUUCUACUCUUGUACUUGUCGGAGUUGAUAUUACCAAAUUCCCUAAUGUUAAUAAAUGGUGGGAGAAUGCCAAGGAAACCGUUCCUGGUUUUGAUGAUAAUUGGGCUGCUUGCUUGGAAGCUAAAAAGCUAUUUGAUCAAAUGAAAAAUAAUUAGUUUGCUUAGAUGUGGAAAUAUGUUUAAAAUUUAUUUAUAA
Molecule: messenger RNA, 760 nt
Organism: Teleopsis dalmanni
Lineage: Eukaryota; Metazoa; Arthropoda; Insecta; Diptera; Diopsidae
Product: glutathione S-transferase 1-1-like
Exons: 2
Coding region: 79-720 (213 amino acids)
Biological process (GO): glutathione metabolic process
Molecular function (GO): glutathione transferase activity
Source: RefSeq, a predicted model, not a curated record